Colias croceus (clouded yellow) is the source of this 3504-nucleotide messenger RNA. RefSeq names its product protein FAM214A (gene atos). The transcript has 10 exons. Bases 436 to 3444 code for a protein of 1002 amino acids. The record is from RefSeq and is a predicted model, not a curated record. NCBI's taxonomy places the organism in Eukaryota, Metazoa, Arthropoda, Insecta, Lepidoptera, Pieridae.
GUUAUUGUUUCAUAAUGUUAAUGAAUGUUUAAAAACUUAUCAAUAUCAAUUUUAUAUUGCGAAAUAAACACGCUAUGUUGCUUUAAUUCCAAUUUUAAAAUCGCAAGUGACAGGGACGGGAUAUGUGCGAGCGAGACGAGCGUAAAGUUUAUUUCAUUUCUAGAGAUUUUCAAUCGAUUUACCAAUGAGAACGGACUUGGCCCAGCUGACAUUUUUUUAGUUCAUUAUUAUAGCGGGCGGUAUACGGACGCUCGCUUGUUGCGAAAGCUUGUAAAAAUACCUACCUUAAAUACUAGUUGGACAGCGUUCCGCGUCCCGACAUAUUGUUAAAAGUGCAUAAUGUAUUUGAAGAGAAAAAGAAACGACUAUCAGAGUGUUAUAUUAUAGCGUUGGUAUUGUGCGUGGAGUAAGGCGUUCCAGCUUGCUUUGUAAAAGAUGCACAGUAACGAAGCAGCGCCCGCCGGCGGGCCGGCGCUGCUGCAGCAGCUCGGGCGGCUGAUAGUGCGCUCGCGCAGCAGCAGCCCCGCGCGUGCUGCACAGCCGCACAGGCACAAGCUGCCGUCCACCAGCAAACAGAUAAUAACCCAACCGAAAUACGACUCGGAGGAGCCCCGGCCGGGCAUCGAAGCGGCACUCGACAACCACGUACAAUCCUUGUGGAAUGAGCAGAUGCCUAUUUGUAUUGAGGUGCUCCUAGCGCCCUCCUGCCAAGACUGCUACAUGUCCAUGUGUCGGCUGGAAGAAACCGCCGCGUACGACAAGUUGCACUCUACACGCGGGUUGCUGCUCGAACGGUGGACCAUGAACGCUGUUAGCAAGAACACCGACAGCCCGCCGGCCAUUUCGCCUCUAUGGUUGAUGAAUGCUAUCCGCUCGCAGCUGCAUUUCUCCCAGCUAUCAGCUUGGAGAGCCACAUUGAAACGGGCCCAGCCAGAGCGGAGAAGGAAACUCAGCCGGGAGACGUGCAACAUAAAGAAGAUAGAAGCUAACUGUGACGUCACCGACCUAGAAGAAUGCAAGCUGAACAUCGUCUACUCCAUCAAAAUGGCCGCCGAGUACAACAUGGCCGAAUUCCCGCGCCCCCCCACCGACCACACCUUCCCCUUAGCCAAUAUCGGCAAUAAUAUCUACCUCAAAGUGGUCCUUAACAGCCUCCCAAGACUAGAUGACAUACCACACGUUAAAUGUUUCUGUAAAAGAAGAACCAGCAAGGAAAUUCCACAGAAUAUACACGAGGAAAUCAUCGGGAAGCUCAAUGAUCUCAGUAUUGGCAGGAAAUACCCAAGCGAUGCAAUCAAUUCCAAUGUUGGCAACACCAGCCGGAGACUGUCCAUUAUAUCCAACCCUGGCUCCACGGAAUAUCUAUACUCGAGCUGUGAUAAGAAAAUUCUGGACGACAGAAUGCUAACUCCCUGCAGUGAAAGUGGAAAACACAAGUGCAGUUGUGACGAUGAGUCCGAUGAAAAGAAAACGCCCAAAAAACUAGACGAGAGGCGGAUAAAAGAGAUAGCUAAAUACAAACGUCGGUUGCGGAAAGAGUGCAAAAUUAAACGGCUCUGCGAUAGUACAUCGUCUGAUGGGGAAAUAAAGAAAGAAACGCAUACGUCCAUACCGAUAUUACAAGCGGCUAGAUUUGACAGAUUCAGAGCUAUCGGUUGCUAUAGAAACCAGACAUAUCUAACUCUCCCCGCUAGUAGGAUAGAGAGCAAAUCUCCGUUUAUAGAAUCUAUAAAUAUACAACCGCCUGAAUUCAAAAAGACUAACACAGUUGGGACGCAAACAGACGAUAUAUCCUGUAUAUGUGGUAAUAAAAUGCUCAUGAAAUGCUCUACCUGUUUUGAUACUAUCAAAACGGGUAUGGUCAGAUCGGAAGGCAGCUACAACUUGGCAGAGAACAGAGCGAGGCGAAAGCGAAGCGAUGACGAGCGGUCGUUGAAAAAGCUAAAAUGUGAUAUAAGUAGUGAUAGUGAUAAUACACAGUGUGAUAUAAGUUUAGGUAGUGAUAAGUGCGAUGUGGUGAAGCGGCCGAAAUUGCGACGAUUAUUUCCCAUUAACGACAGGAUUGAGAAGAUAGUCAGUGAUAGGCAGAAUAAUGACAUACAAGAGUUGAAACUGCGGGUCGAUGAUUCUGUACUACAGAAACCGGAGCCAAAACGGCAGAAGACAUACUCUAUAAACGAGGACUAUGUUUUAUAUGAGAAAUGUGACUAUGGAUCUAUAGAUUGUGAUCUCGAUUCACCAAAAGACGAGGAAAAAUUUCCUGAGGUGCGGAACGAUCAAGCGCUAAAGGAAGAUAAGUCUGAAGUUCGCAAGGAUCAGAUACCGUCUCCGAGUGAGAUGGACAGGUUCAGAUGGAGGUUCGACUCCGCAGCGUCCAUGGUGUUCCACACGAAGACUGGUCUGCCGUUGACUUCGAGUCCGGCCCCGUUGAGACGAGGCAAUAAUUGCUUUGACUUUGACGACUCCAUUAAUGGUGUGUCUGGGAUUAAGAGCGCUCUAUUCCACCCGAUAUCGCCGCCGUCCCCCGCGCCCGCGUCCCCCGACUCGCCCCCCCCCGCGCCCGCGCACACAAACACACCGCACAGGAGGAAGAAAACGCCCGUCAGCAAACUGCGUGUCGGCUCUAGCACUGGGCUGUUGGGCACGUUCGAAGAGUCCGCUCUAAAAGGGCGUCUCGAACCCGUGGCCACCGUGCACGGUUUCACCGCAGAACUGGGCGCGUCGGGUGCGUUCUGCCCGCCGCACCGCCGCCUGCCCGUCACUGUGUUCUUUUAUGCACCCGGCGGGACUAAUGCACCGUAUAUGGGGCACAUAAACCUGGGCGCGGGCGGGUACCGCGUGCCGCGCGCGGGCACCGUGCAGGUGUCGCUGCUGAACCCGCACGGCACGCUCGUCAAGAUGUUCGUGGUGCUGUACGACCUGAGCGCGAUGCCCCCCAGAGCCCGCACGUUCCUGCGCCAGCGCACGCUGUACCUGCCCGCCGGCCUGCCGCCCCCGGCCCGCCCGCUGCACCAGGCGCUGCGCUACCUGAUCCACCUGCGAUUCAUGACGUCAAAGUCCGGGAAGCUUUACCUCCACACGGAUAUAAGAAUAUUGGUGUCUCGAAAAGCAGAUGUGGAUACAGCGACCGCGUAUUCCGCGAUCUACCGGCCGAUAGCCAAUCAGAGUAAAGAAGAUCCAAAAUUGACCAAUCACAGCCAAGAAGAGACAAAACCGACCAGUCAGAGCAAAGAAGAGACAAAACCGACCAAUCACAGCAAAGAUGACUCAAAACCGACCAAUCAUAGUGAAGUAUCAGCUAAUAGGACGCCGAAUCGAGUUUUUGGCGGUUGUGGAGAAUUCGAUUCGAAUAGAGAGAUCGGUUAUGAAAAUCAAAAUGGCGUCGCGUACGAGUUGAGAAGUUUUACGUACGCGCCAGACAAUCCGAAAUAUUCGCCGCGAUAGUUUAGUGCCUGUUUAUGUAUGUUGUAUGUAAUGAAAGAAUAUAUUUUUGGUUUGUAUAUA